GGCUGCUAACUGGCAGACCAACAAUUGAAACCCUCCAGCCGGUGCGCUGGAGAAAGGUUGGCAGCCUCGCUGGUUCCUUCUCGGCAGGGGGAUCCUGUCUUACUAUGACUCUCCGGAGGACGCCUGGAAGGGCUGCAAAGGGAGCAUCCAAAUGGCAGUCUGUGAAAUUCAAGUUCAUUCUGUAGAUAACACGCGCAUGGACCUGAUCAUCCCCGGAGAACAGUAUUUCUACCUGAAGGCCCGGAGUGUGGCUGAGAGGCAGCGGUGGCUGGUGGCUCUGGGAUCGGCCAAGGCCUGCCUGACUGACAGUAGGACCCAGAAGGAGAAAGAGUUUGCUGAAAACACCGAAAACCUGAAAACCAAAAUGUCAGAGCUAAGACUCUACUGUGACCUCCUUGUUCGGCAAGUGGAUAAAACGAAGGAAGCGGCUGCCACAGGCAGCGUGCCCAGUUCUGAGGAGGGAAUUGACGUCGGGACUCUGCUGAAGUCAACUUGCAACACCUUCCUGAAGACCCUGGAGGAGUGUAUGCAGAUCGCCAACGCGGCCUUCACCUCCGAGCUGCUCCACCAUACUCCCCCGGGCUCCCCGCAGCUGGCCGUGCGCAAGGCCAGCAAGAUGAAACAUCCUAUUAUACCAAUUCAUAAUUCACUGGAAAGACAAAUGGAGAUGAACAAUUGUGAAAAUGGAUCUUUAAAUAUGGAAAUAAAUGACGAUGAAGAAAUCCCAAUGAAAAGCAAGAACCCCUUAUGUUUGCCAUCUGCCGAGAGAGACUGCAGUCUAUCAAGUGAAGAAAAUAAAGAAGAUAACAUACCAGUCCAAGAUGACAUAAUGAAGGAAGACGGAGAGGGAAGCCCGGGAAAUCAUGACAGCUUGGGACAGCUGGAGACACACCCCUCGAGUAGUUUGGAACCCCAUUGGGAAGAAGGCAGUGAAACUAUUCCAACUUUCUUUAGCACCAUGAACACCAGCUUUAGUGACAUUGAACUUCUGGAGGACAGUGGCAUUCCCACAGAAGCAUUCUUGGCCUCCUGCUAUGCUGUGGUUCCAGUAUUAGAUAAACUUGGCCCUACAGUGUUUGCGCCUGUUAAGAUGGACCUCGUUGGCAAUAUUAAGAAAGUGAAUCAGAAGUAUAUAACCAACAAGGACGAGUUCACCACCCUCCAGAAGAUAGUGCUACACGAAGUGGAGGCCAACGUUGCUCAGGUCCGGAACUCUGCGACCGAGGCCCUCUUGUGGCUGAAGAGAGGUCUCAAAUUUUUGAAGGGAUUUUUGACAGAAGUGAAAAAUGGAGAGCAGGAUAUCCAGACCGCCCUGAAUAACGCAUAUGGUCAAACUUUACGGCAACACCACGGCUGGGUCGUUCGAGGGGUUUUUGCGUUAGCUCUGAGGGCAGCACCAUCCUAUGAAGAUUUUGUGGCUGCGUUGACCAUAAAGGAAGGUGACCACCAGAAAGAAGCCUUCGGUAUUGGGAUGCAGAGGGACCUCAGCCUUUACCUCCCUGCCAUGGAAAAGCAGCUGGCCAUACUGGACACACUGUACGAGGUCCACGGACUGGAGUCUGAUGAGGUGGUAUGACGUCAGUGGGACAGCGCUGCCUCCUAACUGCAGGGAAUAAAGUUUGCUAAUGUGUUUGGUUGCCCUACUGCAUUGCAGCAGCAGUUUCUACCCUCUCCAGCCCCUUACAUUGGAGGAUGGAGAGGAGGAGGCAGAACCCAGUGCUUUUAUAUAUGAUUUUUUUAAUUGCAUAUAUAUUUUGUGUGUUUAAAGAACACGGUGCUAUAGAUUGCAGUUCAAAGGGCCAACUGGAAACCAAAAUCAGAGAGCUAAGCUCUGCUCUGCGAUUACAGACUUGAACAGCAAGUCAGAAGAAAUUUGACGUUUGACAAAUGAUUUAUUGGCCUUGUCUUGUGCUGUGUUUUGUUUUUAAUGGGCCACCCAAACCCAAGCUGUAAAUGAGCAAAUUCUGUAUCAAUGAGUAUUAUUUAUAAUCAGUGUUGCAACCAACUUACACUGAAGACUUGGAGGCAGUUUAAGCCCCUUUGUGGAAGCUAGUGAAAAAGAGCCCGCUAUUCCUUUUAAACUCCUCAGUGGACCCUCCCCCCCAGUUCUGUUGGCAAGGGGAGCCUGUGCAGUCAGGUGUGAUGGGUAUGGGUGUGAACCUGUGAUUAUAGAAGGCGGCCGAGACCGUGACAGGGAAGGCCAUCCCUGUUUCCUGGUGGGACACGGACUCCCCAGAGAUGUCUUAACACUGACCUGGGAGAGGGGGGCCAACCAUCCGAGAGGACACACACCUAGUCCUGUCAGAUGCUCCUCCACCCACGAUCACCAAACUGGCCUUCAAGGGGACCGUUACCCCAUUUCAAAAAUAAGGGUUUGCGGGGCAGUGAUUUGUUCCAGCAUGCAGCCACUAAGUACAGGAGCCAGGAAUGAAAUACAGUGGAUUCGAAGGGGGACAGAAUUUCGGAGAAAGCCAGGGAUAUUUUCUUUGUCUCUUUUUAAAAUACUUAGGUUUUUUUCCCCACUGUGGUCUGAGAGCCAGCUCUGCAUCAAAGCCCUAUGGAGGACUUCUCGAGGGAGCAGGCUCCCAGGGCCGUGGGCUCUGCCUCUGAACAGACUUCCCAGGUGAUCCUUCAGAGGCAGGGUGGAAGAGCCAUGGCCCGAGUCCCCAGUCUUCUGGCUGUCCUGUUGUUCUCGGGUUGUCUGGGACAUAGAGGCGGUCAAGAGAAGGAGGCAGCCGCAGGGCCUUGGCAGCGGUUUCCCUUGACGUAGCUUGGCUCAGCGUCAGGGACCACACUUCUGAGUGCACUCUCUGCUGCAGCCUGGGCUAAUCUCAGCCAUAGAGCCCUGCAAACGAAGCACAGCUUUAAGGCAGAUAGCUGUCUCAUCCAAUGACCUUGAAGAGCCAGUCUUGUGAAGAGUGAGCUGACCCUUUGUCCUCCCAGGCCGCUCACUGUGCCCCAAACCUCGGGCACCUUCCUCAUUAGAAAGGCUGGCAGCAGUUCCCCCCAGGGAACGGUGAGUUCUUGAAGGGGUGCAGGUGACAGCCACCUGAACCUCUCUAGAGCCCGCUGUGGGGCUGUAGGUCCCAGGGGCACCGAGGGUCUUGAUAGGGAGGAGUGAAGAUUUGGUCUUUUAUCUGUUUUUAAGCAAAUAGGCCUUUGUUUGGGUCAAAUUAACAAAGCACAGGUACUCUGCCCACAUACAGACUUCUGGAAAACACUUCAACUGCGAAUCCAUCCACAGUCGUCUUAAGACUGGGGGCUGUGACGAGGCUAUUGUUGCUGUCUUCCCCGAGCCAUCAGCAGUGGGGAGGCCUGGGCGCUGUGGGCGUUUCUUGUGGAGCCGUCUAGAAGGGAUGAAGAUGCUCUCAGCAUCAUGGCAUCUUCAGGGUUGGGAGCAGGUACUGGUCAGGCUUCCAAAGCACUCACGGUUCUAUAGACUGUUGGUCCUUCUUCCCCCUACCCCGGCUGGACUCAUGGACUCACCAAGCAAGGAGGUGGUCAAUCUGAACAUUCUCAGAGUGGUGGCCGCUGCCCUGCCCGGCCACGUCACAGCAUGGGCACCUCUGGAUAAUUGGGAACCCGGGUCAGAAUUCUCUGACCCGGCCAGAUGAGUUCACAUUUUCUUCUCCCUUUUCCCGGCCCAGGAGAUGAGGGCCGUGGUUUCUGAAUAGAUGUCUUCCUCCCUAGAACACCCUUGUUUAUCCAAGAGAUGUAAAGCUCUUCAAUACAAAUAAUUAGAGCAGGCAGCUAAUACUCUCCCUUGCAUCCCACGUGUCCCGAAUGGAGCGUUCUCCCGGAUCUCCGAUCUCCGUUGCUCGGAUCUUCCCUUUCUUCCGUGUGGCAGUGUGUGCUCAUUUGCAUUACUUUCUAAGAAGGAGGCAAUGAGAAAGGAGAAACAACAGGGUUUUUCUUCAUCCUCCUCCAUGCUUUCUGAGACACCCAAGCUUGCUUUCACCUGGACAAUGAGGAGGAGAUGAGAAAGCCGCUAUGUCCAUCGUUAACCCCGACUCAGGGCACCUUUUCUAGAGACGCCUUUUGAGAACAUCUCAAGGAAAGAGAGUAGUGUGUGGUCUCUGUGAGAAGAGGCCACCGUCACUUUGGGUGGUACCUGGCCACAUGCUUUCACACGCGUCCUGUAGCAGAGGGCAGGCGGGCUCCGUGGGGGGCCUCUGAGAAUGGAGGUUUCUUAGUCCCGGGGGCUGUCUUCCCUCUCGGAUUAUCACUUCGUAUCUAUAUCCAGAGGGAGUGUGCUCAAGUUUAUGCUCAUAGGAGCUAUGUCUUUUCUUUGAACUAUAGGGGUAAAGUAAGAAGUUUCCCUCUGAGGACACUUAAUCUGAUGGUGAAAAUCCUAUGUACAAAGAAGUCUCUCACGAGGCAGUAGUGAUAGCCAGGGGUUUUUGAGCAGUAUAUGAGAGUAAAUCAAAACAGUACAGCUGCACAAUCGUAGACAUCUGUAUUAAAGAGGAACAUCAAAAUGUGAAGCUAUUGUUUCUUGACAUAUCUUCGUUCUAGGUCUACACACUUCUGAAGGUGAGAUUCCCAUCUCUCUAACACCUACAGUAUUUCCCCAAGUGGGUGAUAACUGCCUGCCCUGGGGUUGCUUCAAAAGCAGAGACCUCUGGUCUACCAGACAAGCACUCUUAAUUGCCAGGGGAGGCAGGGAGUGGGGGAACUGAGUCAUCAUUUUUCUUUUUUUCUGAAAAGGGGGCAGUAGAUCAGAUAAGGUUGGAAAUCCGUGGUCUAACUCUUCCCAGAAGGGAAUUCUGUGGCCUUUAAUUUACACCUUGUCAGAAUGGCAGUUUUCGCCUCUCUGUGGAACUAGGAUUGUAUUCCUUUCGAUGCUUCUUGGGUUUGGGGAGCAAACCGGCCCCUGACGGGGCAAGAUCAGAGCUGUCCAGUGAACGGAGGAAGGUUUUGCAGUGAAAUUUGCCUCGGGCAGCCCGUGCAGCUCGGAAAGAGUGAGCAGGUGCAUUGUCCAGAUAGGAAGCAUGCCUCAGUGCAACCUUCUUGGCUUUCUCUCUCACGUGUGCAGCUUUUAAAUUUUCUGUAAGCCUUUGAAGCUCCGUGAUAAAGCUUUAUGUCCUGAGAAAAUCUGUCAAGCUUGCCACUUGGGGUUCCGAACCACCGUCGCCACAGUCGCAGAGCUUGCCCUCUGUCUUGGUUCACCCCAAGGCCUCCGUGGCCUCCUUUCAGGUCCUGGAGCCAUCUGAAGCCCAUUCUUGUGUGGAGCCCCAGGGCCGGAAGCCUGUUGCAAAGCUUCCAUGGCCCGUUAGCAGCCCGGCCGUCAGCAUCAUUGGUGUUGGUUGGCACGUUUUUGAAAGGCACGCUCAUGAGACUCCGACAGCGUGCUUCUCAGAGCACUGUCUGCAGCCCCCACUGACUGUACCGACGUGUGCGCAUACACGUGGGGCCACCGCAGCAAUACUUUCUGACUCAGCCCCACUCGGUGCUGUGAGGGAGGGAAACCGUUUACAUUGUUCCCCAUGAAAUGACGGCGAGCUACAGGACGUCAGGUAGCGGAUGUGCGUUUCUGAAUGGCUCGCUGAGAUCAGUUGCUCCCGAGUGGGUUUAGUUGUCAGCUGUAAAGCAGCCUAGCUCUCCCCCAUUCACGGCUCACGACCCUUUUAAAAAAUGACUUCGUGACUUUUUUUGAAUUUAUAGGGUUUUUUCUGUAGGUUGACAGUUUCUUAGCAAAUACCUGUAUUGGAAGCCAUCUUUCUGUUCGCUGGGCUCGUGCCCAUGUCCGAGGCCUGAUGUGGGAUGCUCUCCGUGGUCUCGUGUGGCCUGCCCACCAGCAGCCCGUGUCUGUCCCCGUCCGAGGUGCCUGGAACGCUGGGUAGAACUGUGCUCUGCUGCCUGUCCCGUUGUAAACUGCAGCGGCUCCCUCAGGGGUUUCAUAGUAAUGAGAAACAUUUAAAUCUCUCAGCCGUCUAGUCGUGUUAGGUUGUUAGGGGUCUGUUCAGUUCCCUAACUAAGCUGUUAGCUAGACCUGCACUGCAAACACGCCCGGUGCCCAUCCCGUCUGGGCACAGUGGCCGUUUGCACCGUGAUUCCUCAUUGCCCUGCCACAGAAGGCAGAAGGCGCCCCAGAGCACGAGCGGACGGUCUGGAGAGGACCUCGGUACGGGUGGGCGCAUGCACUGCUCUUUCUUUGCCGUUUCAUCGAGCUCUGAGUUAAAAGGAACAAGCACACUGCUACUGUGGGAUGUGAACCUUCUCUAGCCCUUGCUUACUCCCAUUAGCCACUUCUUCCCAGUGAAGAACUUUCUCUUUCCAACUGGGCUGACCCGUCCCGCAGGUCAUCAAACAACGUGGAUACCUGAAAAAGGGACUGGGAAUGAAGAGGGGCAAGAGACGCGAGAAAUGGA
Messenger RNA from Echinops telfairi (small Madagascar hedgehog), 6371 nucleotides. RefSeq names its product pleckstrin homology domain containing A8 (gene PLEKHA8). Gene Ontology annotation, molecular function: ceramide 1-phosphate transfer activity; ceramide 1-phosphate binding. The transcript has 14 exons. NCBI's taxonomy places the organism in Eukaryota, Metazoa, Chordata, Mammalia, Afrosoricida, Tenrecidae. Gene Ontology annotation, biological process: ceramide transport; intermembrane lipid transfer. The coding region runs from base 152 to 1576 and encodes 474 amino acids. Gene Ontology annotation, cellular component: cytosol; membrane; cytoplasm. The record is from RefSeq and is a predicted model, not a curated record.